This is a messenger RNA of Dama dama (fallow deer), 1476 nucleotides long. Its product is annotated as sialic acid-binding Ig-like lectin 14. Gene Ontology annotation, cellular component: plasma membrane. The coding region runs from base 114 to 1256 and encodes 380 amino acids. The record is from RefSeq and is a predicted model, not a curated record. Lineage: Eukaryota; Metazoa; Chordata; Mammalia; Artiodactyla; Cervidae. Gene Ontology annotation, molecular function: sialic acid binding. Gene Ontology annotation, biological process: cell adhesion. The transcript is spliced from 7 exons.
UCCCCUUCUGUUCUGGCAGCAACUGACUUCCCGUUGGGGCUUCCUGGUUCCCACCCCGCAUUCGGGGCACUACCUUCCGCGACAGAGAGACUUGGACCCCGGGGGACGCGAACAUGGUACCCCUGCUGCUCCUGCUGCCCCUGCUAUGGGGGGAAUCGCUGCAGGAGAAUCUAGGAUACAGGCUCCAAGUGCAGGAAUCCGUGACCGUGCGGGCGGUCCUGGGCGUGCACGUGCCCUGCUCCUUCUCCUACCCCUGGAGCUCCUGGUAUUCCUCUGUGGAACCCUUCAUCUACUGGUUCCGGGAAGGGGACGACCCACGCAGUGAUCCUGUGGCCACCAACAACCCAAAGAGGCGAGUGAAGACGGAGACCCGGGGCCGAUUCCGCCUCGUCGGGGACCCCGGCAACAACGACUGCUCCCUGAGCAUCAGAGACGCCAGGAUGAGCGACGCAGGAGUCUACUACUUCCGGGUGGAGAGAGACGAUGUGAAAUAUAGUUACAGAGAUAAGAAGCUGAAUUUGCAGGUGACAGCCCCACCAGAGAAACCCUACAUCCAGUUUCUGGAACCUCUGGAGGCUGGUCGCCCCACAAAGCUGACCUGCACCCUGUCACUGGAAUCUGAUGAGGGACACCCUCUCCUGUUCUCCUGGGCGGGGGAGGCAGUUGACACCUUGGACCCAGGGACCCUCCACUCCUCAGAGCUCACCCUCACCCCGAGGCCCCAGGACCAUGGCUCCAACCUCACCUGUCGGGUGACACUCCAAGGAUCUCAGGGGACCCUGGAGACAACCGUGUGGCUCAAUGUCUCCUAUGCUCCACAGUUGGUGAUCACGAGAAUAUCUCAGGAAAGCUUCACAGAUCUGAAUGGCACGUCACUGCCCGUCCUGGAGGGCCAGUUCCUGCGCCUGGUCUGUGUGGCCGACAGCAACCCCCCUGCCAGGCUGAGCUGGCUCUGGGAGGGGAAACCCCUGAGCCCCUCCCAGCGCUCAGCCCCCGGGGUCCUGGAGAUACCCCGUGUGGGGGUCGGAGAUGGAGGAGAAGUCACCUGCCAAGCACAGAACCCGCUGGGCCCCCAGCAAGUUUCCUUCAGCCUCUCUGUGCAGAAAGGCCCCCCUUCCUGCAGCUGUGAGACUGAGGAGCCGCAGGGCUCCUGGCCCCUGGUCAUCACCCUGAUCAGAGGGGCCCUCAUGGGGGCUGGCUUCCUCCUCACCUAUGGGCUCACCUGGAUCUACUACACCAGGUGUGGCGGCCACUAGGGAGCUGGGCUGAGGGGUGUGGCUGAGCCUCGCUCCCUGUCAUGAUGAGAUUCACCUGAGGAUGCAGAGCCCAGAGGACAGACGUGGGGACAUCACUGUCUGCUUCUCCCUGGAAACUGUUGACUCCAAAUCUGUCUCAUUUCCACCCAGGGGUUUUAACCUUUUAAUUUGUAGAGGUGACUGUGUGAUGACACAAAGAGUAAAUUCCAUUGAAAAGAGA